Molecule: messenger RNA, 1988 nt
Organism: Protopterus annectens (West African lungfish)
Lineage: Eukaryota; Metazoa; Chordata; Ceratodontiformes; Protopteridae
Gene: HOXB5
Product: homeobox B5
Exons: 2
Coding region: 396-1190 (264 amino acids)
Biological process (GO): anterior/posterior pattern specification; regulation of transcription by RNA polymerase II
Cellular component (GO): nucleus
Molecular function (GO): RNA polymerase II cis-regulatory region sequence-specific DNA binding; DNA-binding transcription factor activity, RNA polymerase II-specific
Source: RefSeq, a predicted model, not a curated record
GCCGUAUUGUUACUUUUAUUUGCCUUAACAACCCCAGGCAGACAUGAUUCGUGCCUACAAUAACGUUUUAUUCCCAGUAGGUGGCGCAGUCCGCCACGCUGGAGCCAUAUCUUCUCUUUUGGAAUCUUGCAUUGACUUGGGCCUAACGAUUCUGAGAUCGUCAUUAUUUGUAACCAUAGAGCAUGAAUUACCUCUUGAGGUCAUCAGUGAGAAUUUACGACUGGUCAACAAAAGCACGUGAUUCCCAAACGCACCCCCACCCCCCCAUAUUUGGCCGCAUACAUAGCAAAAACGAAGUACAGUGCAUUGCUAUAAUUCAUUAAUACAUCAUAAAUCGUGAAGCACAGGGUUAUAACGACCAAGAUCCACAAAUCAAGCCCUCCAAAAUAACCCAAAUGAGCUCUUACUUUGUAAACUCGUUCUCAGGGCGCUAUCCAAAUGGCCCCGACUAUCAGUUGCUAAAUUAUGGGACUAACAGCUCUAUGAACGGUUCUUACAGAGAAUCAAGCACCAUGCAUUCCAGCUCCUAUGGCUACAACUACAAUGGGAUGGACCUUAGCAUCAACCGCUCAGCUUCUUCUGCACACUUUGGGGCUGUUGGGGAAAACUCCCGUGGCUUUCCUUCACCACCUCAGGAGAAUAGGUUUAGACAAGCUUCUAGCUGCUCCUUGUCACCUCCCGAAUCCUUGUCCUGCUCCAGCAGCGAAAAGCAUGGAGCAAAGCCCAAGUCGUCCCCAUCCGAUCAACCGACUUCUGCCAGCUCGAACACAAAUUUUACAGAAAUAGACGAAACCAGCGCUUCAUCGGAAACCGAAGAAAACACUCAGAGAAAUGGCUCCAUUCCCAGGACACAGACAGAGACAACCGUAGCAUCCAGCACAGCAACAGAAGGGCAGACGCCGCAGAUAUUCCCCUGGAUGCGGAAGCUUCAUAUUAGCCAUGAUAUGACAGGACCUGAUGGGAAAAGGGCGAGGACAGCUUACACCCGCUACCAAACGUUAGAACUGGAAAAAGAGUUCCACUUCAAUAGGUACCUAACCCGAAGAAGAAGAAUAGAGAUUGCCCAUGCCCUGUGCCUUUCCGAGAGGCAGAUCAAGAUAUGGUUCCAAAACAGGAGAAUGAAAUGGAAGAAAGACAAUAAACUGAAAACCAUGAAUCUGGCGUCGGCAGGUAGCGCCUUUCAACCUUGAAUGACACAUUUAAUAGUAAUAAAAAAAGAAACACAGAAAGAAAAGAAACAACUGCAAGAACAGAUUUCACACCUACGAGUACUGUAUUCAGAGAGGCACCUUUCUGGCAUGUUAAAAUGUUAAAACUACUACUGUGGUACCUUUAUCACAAAACGGUGUAAUAUGUUGUGUUUAUUUUAUUUUCAGAUGAUCUUAAUGCCUGUUAUUGUUCUAAAUGUUCAUGUGUCAGUGAUAUAUUGAAACUAGCAUGUUUAACGUGCGCUCUUGAAUGUUAUAACUUAUUUAUAAUUGAUAAUACAUUUGUAUACAUCUGAGUUUACAGUUUUUAAACGCAUCUACUCUAGCUUGUUAAAAGUGUGACUCCUGAACUGUAAAAGCAAAAAAAAAACAUGUAAAUUUAUCUUCAGAUCUUCAAGUCUGUGGUUUUGCCUAGCCAGACACACACACACACACACACACACACACACACACACACACACACACACACACACACACACACACACACACACACGAAUGCGCAAUAUUUGCAGAUUUGGAAACAGAUUGUUACAUAAAAAUGUGGGUAAAUUUCACGAAUUGCGUGCUGUAUAAUAAUAAAGAAUCAUGAAUGUGUUAAAUUGACUGUAAAUAUUUGAAAACUGAUGUGACUAAGGUCAUUUGUAGUGGGCAGAGUGAAUGACACGUGUAAUGUGGAGGUAGAUGGCAAUUGUCAUGUCUGGCUGCCUGUUAGUACUUUUCACAUAUGGCUUUUUUUAACUUGUAUCUCUACUUCAUGUGAAAUAAAUUCUGUUAUCCAAA